Messenger RNA from Danaus plexippus (monarch butterfly), 1586 nucleotides. RefSeq names its product enkurin domain-containing protein 1-like. The transcript is spliced from 4 exons. Lineage: Eukaryota; Metazoa; Arthropoda; Insecta; Lepidoptera; Nymphalidae. Gene Ontology annotation, cellular component: cytoplasmic microtubule. The record is from RefSeq and is a predicted model, not a curated record. The coding region runs from base 185 to 1162 and encodes 325 amino acids.
CAGUUAUUUAAAAAUAAGUGACAAUAAUCGAACGAAAAAUCAUAGGACUCAAAAGGGAAUAAUCGAACAAUUUUCUUUAAAUAUUCAUAGUGCAAAAUGUUACAAAUUUAUCUUGUUUAGAAAACUGGAUGUUAAAUGAUGAGUGUGAAUUUUCUGAAGUCAGUGUUUAUAGUUAUCACUUAACAUGUAUACUUUGAAAGGUAUAUUUCCUGAACCAAAAAAGGAACAAAAAAAGAAUUUUAUAAAGGAAAAUAUGAAACAGCUAAAAAUGAUUCAAGGCAAAUCUCCGAAAGAACCUAAAUUUACAUUGAAAACUGUUCAUCCGCCACAUCUGACCUCACAAGCGGCAUCGAGCGCCCUCGGCCAAGUCAGAUCUUCUCCGUCCAAUAAAAGUGGCAAAGUUACAUUGAACGUUGGCAAAACGAGUUCCUCGAACUCACGUAAGAAACACAAUGAAAUACGAAUAAAGAAGGGAGAUAUGGCAGAGUUCUUGAAAAGAAAAGAAAUGAGACAAAUGAAACAGCAAGAAGAGGAGUAUGAUGACGAGGUUAAAUCAUCAGAGUCAUCAUCGGGUCGUCUGCGAGACAUCGGCUGCCAGACUGUUGAGUCUAAUUUGGCCCAAAAAUUGGCUGAAAGCACUAAGUUGACAAUGCUAUAUCCGACCAAAGAGGAUGAAGGGGAUGUAAAGAAAGCUAGUGGAGACUCUGAACGACAUAAGAGUCCAGGUCCUAUAGCCCACACACCUCGAAGAGCUGGAGAUGAUAUGCUCGAAGAGAAGAACCGUAGCAGGCUCAAUUCCAUUUUAGAUAGGAAGGAAAAAGAUCCUUACUUACCAUCAAGCUACCAGAAGGGUGUACUUCCAAAAUAUUUGCGUGAACGUAAAGAAGUCGGAAAAGAGUUGGAUGAAGCUGGUAUUGAAGAGGAACAUGCAGUUUGUCCUCCUGGACAUGUCACACUUCCCGAUAACGAAAGAAAGGAAACCCUUCGCAUGCUGCGGAAUAGCUUCGCAGAACUUGUAAGUGAAUUAAAUAAAAUGCCAGUUAAAACUGACACAUUGAGGAUGAGGAAUAGGAAGAUGGAGCUGGAGAAGCAGCUCGCCAAGUUAGAGGAGGGCAUCAAGGUGUUCUCGCGGCCAAAAGUUUUUGUUAAGAUUGGGGAGUGAUGGUUGACUGUGGUUGGAGAUGAUAGACAAGCAAAGGCCAUUUUUUCUCAUCCACCAGAACCAUUUCUUUCAUAUGAUAUUACAUCCCAUUAACUAUUUUCAUUGCAUUGUUUCUCUAUGAGAAUUAUAUGUAAAUUGUUUUGUGAUAAAAUAAUACAGUCCUAUGUCCGACACGCCGUGUGCUUCAGAUGUGCCUUAAUAAUAUAAGGGUGUGUAAAUAUCGUAAAAAUUCUCUGUUCUCUACGACUGUGCUUGUAAAUUGUAAGUUGUCAUAAAAAUAUAAAAGUUGUCACGUCCAUGUAUAAGUUAAUUAUUGUAGCUUAGUAUAAUUGUUUUAUGUUUCUAGUAAUGAUUUAAUGUUUUUAUGGUUUACAGUGAUUGUAUAUGCUUUUGGAAAUUGAAUACAUGCAUAUAUUUUACUUUA